UACACCUAGGGUGGCCGGGAGAGAGAUAUGAAAACAGUUGUGCAGGAGCGCACUGAGGAACGGUGGAGUACCACUUAAACUAAUAAAAAAAAAAUCAAGGGAAAACAAAAUAACUCAAACAACCCUGGAGGAGCCAGAGACAGAGACUACACAGCACGAGCAUGAGGCCACGAUGAGCUGUGCUCAGGCUGGACCGGAGGAGGGCUCCACUAAUGCCAGCGUUACUACUAACACCAGCCUCAAUGGCACCACCAACGAUGAGUUGGAGUGCAAAAUCUGCUACCAGCGCUACAACGCACACGGCCGCAAGCCCAAGAUUCUGGACUGUCUGCACCGUGUGUGUGCCAGAUGCCUCAAUAAGAUCCUGGACAUUGGGGACGGCUCAAGCUCCAUCAGCUGCCCUUUCUGCCGUCACGAGACGCAGGUCAGUGAGUACGAAGUGGCCAGGCUGCCAGAUGACUCAAACAUCAUGUCCCGUCUUGCCGUGCGCGACAAGUCCUGGAGCUCGGACAACAGUAAGGAGGUAGUGCUGACUCCCAAGAGCCUGUCCUCCAAUGAUAGCCCAUCCCACGACUCCUCCAACUGCCUGGUCAUCACCAUCAUGGAGGUGCAACGGGAUCAGCAGCACUCGCCCAGCCAAAACGGCAGCUCUGAUUACUAUGGCGACCAUAGUCUGGACUCAGUCUCAGUAGCGUCCAACAGCGGUGUAGUGGAUCAAGAUGCACUAUCCAAGUUCUGCAAUCACGUUCCGCGGGUCUUGGUGUGGCUGCUGGGCUUUUUCUACUUUGGUUCGCUGCCACUUGGCAUAUACUUGCUGGUGAUCCAGAGAGUGACUCUGGGGAUUGUGUGCGUGAGCCUGGUGCCAUCCAGUCUCACAGUCUGUCUGGUCUACGGCUUCUGCCAGUGUCUGUGCCAGGGCAUGUGCGACUGCUCCAACAGGGGGUGAUUGGUACGAAACAGGCCACUGAAAAUCAGGCUACAUCAUCCUACCACACCAAGAGAAGAUAAAAAUAAGCUCUAGGCAUCUGAAUCUUCUCGCUGCAAAUCAAAUGCAAUUUGUACCUUCUUGCUUUGAAAGGAUGUGUACAAACAGCUCUGAUAAGAGGAUAAGUGAAGCAUUAAAGAGGAAGGUCAGUCUGAAAGAAACACUAUUAGCUUAACAUAGCUUCUGCACACACCCUUCAAGCUCAUUCUAAAGUAAAAAUGCUGACCUAAGUUCUCCAUGCAGAUCAGAUGAUGAUGCAUGAGUGGGAGUUUAUCAAAGAGGAGCAGAUGGACUUUAUGUGUACAGCCAUGCAGAGUGGAUGGGCCACAAAGAAUAAAGUUUUAUUGUGGUUGAUUCUCAUUGCUGUGAAAUAAACUACGUGCCCUGAUUAUCAAUGAAAUGGCUCCAUGAGCAGCACUGUUACAGGUUGAUAAGACUGGAAUAGUCUGUCUGGUUAAAGACUUUUACUGUAGGUAUUACAAAGUGAAGAGAUGGGUAACCAUAACCGUAUGAGGGGGCCUUUAAAUAAAGAGAUUUGACCCA
Ctenopharyngodon idella (grass carp) is the source of this 1528-nucleotide messenger RNA. RefSeq lists its product as uncharacterized. Lineage: Eukaryota; Metazoa; Chordata; Actinopteri; Cypriniformes; Xenocyprididae. The record is from RefSeq and is a predicted model, not a curated record. The coding region runs from base 173 to 946 and encodes 257 amino acids. The transcript has 2 exons.